AUGACGCAGACCCCGGGCGCCCACGCCGGCGCGGCCCCGCCGGCGCCGCCUACCCCCGCCGAGGGCGCCGGGCUGUCCGAGGCCAUCGCGGCCGCGCUGCCGCCGGACCCGUACGACCAGCUGGAGGUGGCCCGCAAGAUCACCGCCGCGGCCGUGGCCGCGCGCGCCUCCCGCCUCGAGCACGAGGCCGCGCGCCUCCGCCAGAAGCUGGCCGACAAGGACCGCCUCGCCGCCGAGCUCGCCGACAGGGCCGACGCGCUCGACCAGGCCCUCCGCGACGCCGACGCCCGCCUCCGCACCGUUCUCCAAGACAACGCUAAGCUGGUGAAGGAGAGGGACUCGCUCGUCCAGACGUCCAGGAAGCUGGCCAGGGACCUCGCCAAGCUGGAGACAUUCAAGAGGCACCUGAUGCAGUCACUAGGCGAUGAUAAUUCUUCAAGCCAGGAAACAGUGGACAUCAGAACCUGCGAGCAAUCGGUCGCCAAAGCAAGUUCCUGGAGAGACGCAUCGGCGAGCAAUAAUCCUGCUGCUCCUGCAUCAUCCACCACCCGAGCCGCCGACGGAUCAUCCGAAGCCGAAAGCGUAAACCAGGAAGUGGCAAGGCCGUUCGAGCAGAAACUCACCAUCACGCACAUGACUCCGCGCCUCAUCGCCGACCCUGCGCCGAAGCAGAGGUCCUCCUCCGCCGCCUCCGCCAGGAGAUACUCCACUGCCGUGUCCCCGAAGCUGACGUCCCGCGCCUCCUCCCCUAGACGGUACUCCACGGCCGUGUCGCCGAAGCUGUCCUCCGGCAGCAGCGGCGCCGGCACCGCCACUUCCCCGCGGCUCGAAGGCCACAUGGCCAUGUCGGCGUGGCUCCCGUCGAGCAAGAUGUCCUCUGCGGCCAACUCGCCCCCUCGUGGGCACUCAGUCUCAGGGCGCACGACGAGGAUAGAUGGCAAGGAGUUCUUCCGUCAAGCAAGGAGCCGUCUGUCCUACGAACAGUUUGCUGCUUUCCUCGCCAACAUCAAGGAGCUCAACGCUCACCGGCAAUCCCAAGAGGAGACGCUCGACAAGGCGGACCAGAUCUUCGGCGCAGAGAACAAGGACCUCUUCGUCUCGUUUCAGGGCCUGCUUAGCCGUAGCCUCACGUAACACACACAAACACACACCUGUUGCCGCAAUUUAUACCACAGCAGAGUAUUAUUAUGUGCACUUUAUCACAAAAGAAAAGAAUAAUCACCAUUUCAAUAUCACACGAAGAACUGCUCCUGUCAGAUAUAGAUUAUAGACCCUGGAGCAGGUUGUGUUUUACGCUCCUUAUUGUAAUCGAGGCGAUUUUGCGCGAUAAAUAGAAAACAGAUCAAAGGGGGUAACACAUGGUAGUGAUCACAAACGGUGAGCUACAGAGCUGCACACCAAGAUUGAACAGGGUUUACUUGCAAUGGUAAGAUAAUGAGCCACU
Molecule: messenger RNA, 1444 nt
Organism: Hordeum vulgare subsp. vulgare (domesticated barley)
Lineage: Eukaryota; Viridiplantae; Streptophyta; Magnoliopsida; Poales; Poaceae
Exons: 9
Coding region: 1-1134 (377 amino acids)
Source: RefSeq, a predicted model, not a curated record